AUGUCGUCCGCGCCGCAUCGCACGCCGUCGACUAACGCCGCGACGCAGCGAGCUCGCGCAAACGCCACUCCCGGCGGCGGCGGGGGUCGUCAUUGGCUGGGCCGCGGCGCGGCACUGCCGCUGAAUCCGGGAAGGUUCUUGGAGAUUCAGCUCAGCGCCGCCGCCGGCUGUGACGGCGCGUACUGCGGCCGCGUCGCCACGGCACAUCAGGAUGGCGCCACGAGCUGGAGCCCCACGACCACUCUCCACUUCCGCGCCUCCCCUUCCGCCUCCCCUUCCGCCUCCCCUUCCGCAUUCCCUUCCGCCUCCCCUUCCGCCUCCCCUUCCGCAUUCCCUUAUGCGGAAGGAAGUUCUGCCUCCCCUUCCGCCUCCGCAUGCCAGAUGUCUCGUUUCGCCGGCGACUCCAUGCCAUGUCCGUCCAACUCCAUGCGAUUCAGCGGCGCAAACAACACAGAGCCGCUCCCCGCGAUUCACUGCGAGUUUUCUGUUGAGAGCGGAGCCGCUAUUAGUGGUAGUACCGCGGCAGCUGACGUGGCGCUUGAGGAUUGGAUAAAGGAAGCGGCGUCAAUGGUUGAAAACACUGCCGCCGCACCAAGGGUGGUGAGGCGGAAGCAGCGGCAGCGGCUGGUGCGGCAGUGCCUGAGGACUCGCAACCCCAGCAGCAAAGGAGCGGAAGAUGCAAAUGGGGGAGGUGCAAGUGGGGGAGGUGCUGGGGCGGCAGUGGGUGGUGGUGAGGAGGGAGGAAGGCAAGGGGCAGUAUGGCGUGAUAAGAAGAUGCGUGCACUGCAGCAUUUGAGAGAUAGCUGCCAGCAAGAGCAUCUGGAAAGCCGCCAUUCAGGUGCGCUCUCCCUGCCAUGCCUCAUUUUCCCUUACCUGAUCCCCCUUACCUGA
Messenger RNA from Closterium sp. Naga37s-1, 891 nucleotides. NCBI's taxonomy places the organism in Eukaryota, Viridiplantae, Streptophyta, Zygnematophyceae, Desmidiales, Closteriaceae. The record is from the annotation of a GenBank genome assembly.